Molecule: messenger RNA, 1845 nt
Organism: Grosmannia clavigera kw1407
Lineage: Eukaryota; Fungi; Ascomycota; Sordariomycetes; Ophiostomatales; Ophiostomataceae
Product: tol-like protein
Exons: 1
Coding region: 1-1845 (614 amino acids)
Source: RefSeq, a predicted model, not a curated record
AUGUUGAAGCUCACACAAGGCAACUACGACGAGAUGAUUGCUGGAAAAACGAUGCACGACCUUCCAAAGACAUUUCGUGACGCCAUCUGUCUCUGCCGCUUCCUCAAGAUACAGUAUCUCUGGAUAGACUCAUUGUGUAUCAUACAAGACUCCGUUGGCGGGGAGGACUGGAUUAGAGAGAGCAGCAAGAUGGCACAGGUGUAUCAAUACUCGUAUUGCAAUAUCGCGGCUACCGCAUCUCAAGGACCCUCUGGUGGCUGCUUCUUCAAGCGCAAUAACAUGGCAAUCUCUCCUAUUGAGAUAACGCUGUGCGUGCCCCCUGCAUGCGACAACGAGGCACAAACGUCCGACCUAGACUGGUCUACCGAUACGAACUCGGAGACAGAUUCAGGCACGGAUGAGAACCAUGCACACGCAAGCCCUGCGAACACAAGCCCUUCGGCCUCAUCGUCUGUCUCGCUUGGUGAGACCUAUUUGUUCUACGCAACAGAAAUGUGGGGGGUCGGCGUCGAGUCUGCGCCACUGAACCAGAGAGCCUGGGUGCUGCAAGAGCGCUUGCUGUCUCCAAGGCAGCUUCACUGCUCAAGCCAGCAGCUCAUGUGGGAAUGCCACGAAGCGUCGGCCGCAGAAGCAUUUCCUGUCAAACUGCCUUCACAACAUCCUCGUGCCAUUGAGACACCUUCUUUGAAAAUGAAGAGCUUGAAGAAUGUCCUGAUGGAGAUGGACAGGCUGAGAGCGGAGGCACAGCGAAAAGAAUUGCAUCUUCUUAGCUACUGUCAGCGAACAGUUGAUUCUGGCCACCUGCAUGGGAGGUCGCCGAAGGUUGCUCACUCAUCCACAACGGCACCUUGCAUGAUAUACAAGCGCAACAACACCGCAGUCAACGUUCGUUUAAUCGACAGAUCUCGGCGAGAACUGACUCGGAGAGAACAGCACGGGUACAUUUUUGCACGGAUGCGGAACGCUGUCGAAUAUAGACGUGACGAAGUAUAUGAGUGUUGGUACUCAAUCGUUGGGCUGUAUUCCUCGUGUUCUAUAACCUACGCCACGGACAAGCUGAUAGCUAUUGAUGGAGUGGCAACUAUCAUUGGAAAUGCGCUACAAGGCAUUGAUAUCUACGCAUUUGGUCUAUGGGUCUCGCAGCUGCCCUACCAGGUUCUCUGGUCGGUACGGAAGGGAGACGACCUUAAGGAGCCCUGCUACCAAGUUGCCCCUUCUUGGAGUUGGGCUUCUGUGCAAACGGCAGUCGAUGGCCCUAUGCCACGCUCUAGCGAGUUAGUCGCCGAAACCAAAGUCGUUGCCAAUUUUCUUGAGAUGCGCCACGGGGAACCGUAUUCGGGCAACGCGGAAACUGGCAUGUUCGAUCCGGAAAAACACGCAUACCUCCAAAUCCGAUCUAUUUUUUACAAGAUACGCCCUUCUCUCCCCGAGUCGGGUGGCGGUCCUGACUACGUCCUUCUGUGCCCGUGCAAGCUCGACAACAAGGACAACCACCGAAGAGCUGCACAAGAAGGACAGGUGGCAAAGAUACACAACCAGCACUACGGAAUCUCGCUAAACAACACUCAUGGUAGCGUUCUUUGGAAGAGUGCAUAUCUAGCUCCAAUCAUUGCAACUACUGGUACAUCGCCCGAAGCUUGCGGCCUCGUUCUAGUUCCCUGCCCAAACGAUCCAAGCACCUUUAGGAGAAUCGGACACUGGACAAGCUUCAUGUUCCAAGAUUUGGCUCGUGAAAAUCAUUCAGUUUCGGAUCACUCCCGGAUCAGUGCCACUGAUGAAGACAGGUUUUUGUCUAGUUUGGCUGCGACGACAGAGGAUGAAAAGUGCACGGUGUUCAUCAUAUAG